AUCUCCCCGAUCCAGACCCCUCCCCCGCCGCCCCUCUCCUCGAUCCAGAUACCUCCUCCUCCGAUGCCCUCCCCUCCGCUCCAUCCUCCCCCUCAUCGACCGCGCGCACGUCCCACACAUCGACCGCACCCUCCCACCCACACAUCGCCGCCGCCACCCACCAUCCCGCCUGACCUCGCCGGCGCCACCCCCCGCCUCGUCUGACCUCGUCGCCGUUCGCCGCUCCCGGUCUCUUCCCCCCCACACCCGCCGCCCCCUCCCUCUCCUCCUCCCAUCAGAAGAGAAGAGGGAUCUCGCGCGGAUCACACCACGGCGUCGAUCUGGACUUCCGUCUGCACGAGGGGAUGCGUGGAGCAGGAGGGGUGGCUAUGGUGCUCGCAUCGGGCUCCGGCAGCGGCGCCGGGGGGAGCGACUUCUUCGUUAUGGUGAUAGGCUCCGACUUUGCGGUGGACGCUGGCGCGGCGCUCCUCGCCUCCCCUGUCGACCGCAAGGAGUUGCACAACUGCGUCCACGACCUCGGCGACGACUUCUCCGACCUCGAGGAGCUCCAGGUGGUCCGCGUGCAGGGCGUGGACAGAUCCGACCGGCCCGUCGUCCGUGUCGUCGGCAAGUUCUUCCCCGGUGCGCCAAACCCCCUCCCGUUGCUUUCCGUCCUAUCCUCAUCCUGGGAUUUAUCGGGUGGUGGUUGGGGAUUGCUGGUGUCGUGCUGGCGACCGGGUUCGGAGCACUUGGAUCGAAGGUGGCUGAGCACUGGUACGAGGUCUACAAGGUGGACAAGCAGGGGGCCAACCUCUGGUUCAUCUACUUGUGGGAGGACAAGGUGUCUUCUGGCUCUGAAUGUUAGGAUGGUCAAUGUCCAUGACAUCUCGCUGAACCACUACACCUGGCUUGCUCGCCGGCGCGCGCGCGUGUGCUUCGAUGCGCGGCGCUUCGUCGAGCUGGCCGGACCGCGGCAAUCCCCGGAGCUGGAGCGGGAGGAGGCAACGAGAUGCUGUUGCUGCGGUUGCGUCCUCGGAGGCAGCAGCUGCCCCUCGCCGACCUUACCAACCUUCGGCGUCUGCCAUGAGCUCCGCACAUGACCCCUUCUACAUCAUCCGGGAGGAGAUCCAGGGCUUGAUCUUUCUGAUAUUCACAUGUUUUAGCGAUCAACCAUAGCUCUUUCAUCAAAGGUGCAUGGUGUAACCGAGGACAAGCACUUCAUGUCCAACCAAGGUGCAUGGUGCUUGCAAUUGACGAACAGGAGGUCUAUGAAAUUUAAAGUUCAAAGCCGGAUAGCCCUACUUAGCAAAGAGUCGUCUCUUUUGUUUGACUGUAAUAGACUGUAAAUAUUGUUAUAUUGUAAUAGUAGGCAUAUUUGGGUUGUAAUAGACUAUGUACAGAUUGUUGUAGACUUAGUUAGUGUUAUUUGAUGAACUACAUUUGUACUGUUCUGUUUGAAAUAUUGAUUAUGUAUGUGA
Molecule: messenger RNA, 1457 nt
Organism: Triticum urartu
Lineage: Eukaryota; Viridiplantae; Streptophyta; Magnoliopsida; Poales; Poaceae
Source: RefSeq, a predicted model, not a curated record